AUGGAUGAAAGAAGUCCGAACUUUAUCCCUUCUCAAGAUAUUUCAACAAUAGAUGCAGAACUAUCAGAUAUUUCUUUUAGCCGCAGUUUAUCUGAAGACAAGCAUGAAAUUCUCAUCAUGACAAUCGAUAUAGGUGACGGAAGAUCAGAUGAUUUAACGGUUCACGAAGGAGAUAAACCUGAAAUUUUAGCUGAGCAGUUUUGUCUUAAGCACAACUUAGGAGCUGACGUAGAAGAAGCUCUAAAAGAGCAAAUUGAAUAUAAUAUAUACUGAUGAGCCCUAAGAAAAAAUAUUCAAUCAGAUUUCAAAAUUAUGUGGGAUAAUAAUAGCAUAAAUUGUCAAAUUUCAUAUUUAAUUUAAAUUGCCAUAAGUCUUAUUGUAGAAGAAGAAAGGCAAGCAGCAUCUCUAUUAUUUCAAAAUCAAGGAAGCAGCAGGAUGAAUAAAAAAAGCCCAGAAAAUUCUCAAUAUAGAGGACGGCAAAAUUAUCAGCCUGAGUCGCAAAAUCAUCAGCCCAAAAUAAAUGAGCAUUCAAGAAAGCUUAUCGAAGGAAAAUUCAUAGGAAAUGUCUAUGAUCGAUUGCAUAAAAUUGGUCAAAAACAUAGCCCAAAAAAAGAAACAGAAAAGCCUAAACCUAGAUCUGCGUCACAAAAGCCUAUUAAUAAUAAUGGUGAUAAGCUUUAUUACAAAGGAAUCAUGCUGAAAGAGAAAACUGAGAAAAAAAUCCAAAAAAUUAAGCAAACGCAAUUAGAUGAAGCCAUGAAAGAUUUGACAUUUAAGCCAAAAACUAACUCUAAAUCGCCAAUUUCUAGAAACAUCUCUCACUUAUUGGAAAAAGGAAAAGAAAAAGAGCAAAACAUUGAAAAGAAAAGAAGUCAAAUAUUAGAGGAAGAAAUGAAAAAAUGCACAUUUGCACCAGCUAUCAAUCAAAAGAGCUCAGAAAUGGCCAGGUUUAAAUGCACAUCUCCUGAUAGAUUUGCAGCGCUUUAUGAUAACGCAAGAGUUAAAGAUGAAAAGAUGACAAUUUUUUCUCAUAAUGUGUAAAUUUUAUAUAGACUGAGAUCAAUAUGCCCUUUUGCUCCAGAUACAAGCUUAACCAGCAAAGUGAAUAAAUCAUUCAGCAAAACUGAAAAAAGCAAAGAUAAGCACCCUCCUGAAAUUUCUACUUCACAAGAAAACACUGAUCCAGUCACAGGGCAGCCUUUCUUUAGGCCGCGCAUAGGAAGAGCUCCUGCUAAAAGAGAUGUAAAAGAUAUUGGGGAGCAUUUAUAUUCUUACGCUAAAAAAUCAAUCUCGGUUGAAAUAAAAUCACAGUCCCCUAAACAUUUGGGCAACAUGACCUCUGAAAAAAUUGUGGAAAGAAUAAAAUAUUUGAGACUAAAAGAGAUUUUCGAAAUGAUGGAUCCUGAUGAAAAUGGCAAUAUUAGCAGCAGGACAAUAGAAAAAUCUAGCUUGCCUCCAACUAUCAGAGCAAUUUUGUACCCUUUAAUAGAAGAGCUGACCAAUAUGAAUGAAACUCUAAAUUUUGACGAAUUUUUGGAAUCUGUAGAAUUACUGCUGAAAACUCUCAGUCCAGGUGAAAAAAGUAUUUUAUUGAUGUCAAAUAAGCCGAAGCCCCAACAGCAGCCUCAGUACACAUUUAAGCCUUCAAUAAAUACCUCAUUUUCCCAAGACUCUACAGGAGAGCCUAUUUAUGUGAGAAAUGCCAAAAAGCUCGAAAUAACUCAAUCUAAGCUUAAGAAAGAAAGAUCAAUAAAAGAAAUAACAGAAAUGAAUCAAUGCACAUUUUUCCCUCAGACAAAUAAGCAAAAAAUCCAUAAAGACCAAUCAGAAUCCUCAUUUUUAGAUGCAAGCUUCCCUGUCACUUUUAUUGGCAUCAAUAAUUCUUAUUGUUUAUAA
Molecule: messenger RNA, 1896 nt
Organism: Blepharisma stoltei
Lineage: Eukaryota; Ciliophora; Heterotrichea; Heterotrichida; Blepharismidae
Source: the annotation of a GenBank genome assembly